UAGCCUAAUUUAACCUAGUUACUCCGAGAGAGCGCCUCAGGGGCGUGCAUCGCUGAUCGCCACACGUUCUUGAGGCACAAAUUCAAGAUCGCACGGGUACAAAAAAGACGUCCAGUCUUUAUAUAGAUUGUAAUCAUUGUCGAGCGUUUAUGUGAUGGGCGUAAUUUUCUUAGAACAUAUCGGAGGUACUCGUUUGUUCUCUUGUGCUUCUUGUGACACCAAUCUUACAAACAGAGGUCAGCUGAUAAGCACGCGUUUUACGGGCGCUACAGGACGUGCUUUUCUCUUUAACAAAGUCGUCAACUUAAAUUACAGCGAGGUACAGGAUAGAGUGAUGUUGACGGGUCGUCACAUGGUCCGAGAUGUCAGCUGCAAAAACUGUGAUGCUAAACUUGGGUGGGUGUAUGAAUUUGCAACAGACGACAAUCAACGAUAUAAGGAAGGUCGUGUCAUCCUGGAACGUGCUUUAGUCACAGAGAGCGAUGGAAUGGGCGAUAAUAUUUAAUUACCUCGCGACAAUUAACACAUCUUAGGAUAAGAAUAUAUUAGUCAACAUAAAUCCAUUGUUCCAUUUCUCCAUUGUUAAUUUUGUGAAUUAUUCACUGAGCGUAUGACAAUUUAUAUUUAAUAUUGAUUAUUUUUGUAAACAUUAAACAUACUUUAUCUCGUGGUAUUGUAUAUAUCUUUGAUGAUCUGCCACUUCUUUAUUUAACUUUUCAUUUGAACAUGUAUAUCGUAUUAACCCUAAAUUGAAAUAAAGAUUUAGACCAUAUU
Messenger RNA from Osmia lignaria (orchard mason bee), 774 nucleotides. RefSeq names its product yippee zinc finger protein (gene Yippee). Lineage: Eukaryota; Metazoa; Arthropoda; Insecta; Hymenoptera; Megachilidae. The record is from RefSeq and is a predicted model, not a curated record.